CAAUUGUGUUUGACUUGGACAGGCUAAUAAAAAUCACUGCAAGCAAAGAGCCACGCUCAUUCCAGUUGUCGACGGAGUGCGGAGUAGGAUAUACUCUGUUUCGUUGUCCCUGAGUCGACAAAAAGUUCGUAGUAAUCUUUGUAGUAGACGAACAAGUAGAAAAUUCAGUUUCACAAUCGAUAUAAAAGAUCUGUCGUACACAAGUGUUUCUUUUAGUGUAUUCUAUAUUUUUUCUUCUUUAUUAAGAUGAAUUUAAGCCGAUUAUAAAACAUCUCGAUAUAAAGUGUGCAAAAUUACAAGGAUAAGAAACACAAUUUCAAAGAAGAAUUUUUCAUACUUUCCAUACGGAAUUGUAAAAACACAUGUUACGUUAUACGUUACUUGUCAUACGUUCAUCUUUUUACCAAUCAAUCUAUGUGCCGUCCAUAUAAUAACUUCAGCAACAUCUCUUAUAUUUAUUAACGAUAUCGCGAUAAAAGACGCAACCCAAGACUAAUUUCAAUGUGUCCCUCUUUUGUGGAUAUUGCUCGCGGAGAAACACAUGAAUUGACAGAGACUUUUGACAAUCAUGGAUGUUGAUUGUCCGAUAGUCAGUUUAAAACGAUCAAGCAGUGCGCCUAUGAUUAAUGAGAUCAGUGCCACAAUGUCUGUUACCUCACCCUCUACUUCUGCACCAAGAAAUGCUGUAUCAACAUUUAAUGUAUUUGCCAAUUCACCUCGUCUACGACGAUUCAGCACUAGUAGUCCUUGUAGUAUACCACGUUUAACGCCAAGAGUUAGCCAAUUAAGGCAAGAAGAAUGUAUAGAUGUUGCUGGUCGUGAAGCUGCGCAUGAAAAGGAAAUUCACAGUGCAAUGCAAAUAUCUCAAUCAUGGGAAGAUCUUACCCUAGAAGCAGAAGGCUUAUCAUUUAAGGAUUCAGAAUCUCCUUCUCAUCUCAAUAGAGCAGAACGACAAAUAGCAAAAAGGAUAUUAGAUCCGCUCAGUUUAAAUUUAUCCGUGAAUGGUCCACCAUUGUGUUCAUCACCAUCACCUACAAGAUCGGGAUUAAAUCAACGACAGUGUUAUUCUCCUGGUAUUCAUAUGGUUAAUUGGAAAAAUAAUUUGUCACCUAGUCCAACGAGAAAGGCUUUUGCUACAAGGCGUAGUCUAAGUCCAAUAAGGCCAAGCUGCUUAGGACCUGUUAAACGAAAGUUUGAAUUAGAUGAUACUGGUGUAGAUCAUCAUUUGUAUCCUCCAGCCAAACGUACAUCUGGUUCUAUAACACAAAGUGCAUUCAGAUUAGAUACAAUAUCCAGUCCACUUUCUGGUACCAUUAGUUCUGUUGGAACUCCUGAAUCAAUAUCUAGUGCAGAUUCGCCAAGUUUUUCCUUUCAACAAGUGGAUAGUCCUUCGCCAGUUUGUAUUGGUCCUAAUACCGAUGAUAUAUUGAAUGAAACAAGCAUGCAAGCUGAAACAAUAGACCAAAUUCAAACAGAUAAAAUUAGUCAAGUUGGAAGCCUACGUUAUUGUAAUAAAUUAUAAUGUAAAAUUAUUAUCACUUUGAUCUGCGCCAAACUAUGGAGAGAGAAGAAGUAUUAUUAAUCAUGUUAUAUCUAGUAUAUUUUUAACAUCUUUCAAAAAUAAAACAACUUGCAUUGAUGAUCUUAAUAAUGCCUUGUAGAUAAUAUAUAUGUUGUUAGCUCAAAUAUUAAAAGAUCAUUAUUAUUAAAAUUAAGAAUCGUGGAAAAGAAAAUUCAUCAAUGCUGUUGUUUGGUAGACAAAUCAAUCUUAUAUAUUCCUAAAGUCAAAGUGAACUUCUUAGAAGAUACAUAUGCUUCCUAAGUUUAAGACUGAAAUUAAUGUUUUAUAAGGCACUUUUUUUAUAAAUCAAAAUGGCCUCCACCCAAUUGAAAAAAAUCAUGUGUAAAUAAAACAGUACUUUCUCAAUCAAGUUCUUCAAAAUUGACUAAGUUUCAAAUAAAUACAUAUUUAUUUAUGCACGUAAAAAAUUUUGUAUUAACCCUUCGGUGCGUGCAAAUAUUAGAUGAAAAUGUGAAAUAUCAAUAAAUAGAAUAAUUAUUGUACAAUCAACUAAACAUAUUAAUGUUUCCUAUAUAUAUGAUAAAAUAGAAGAAUACAUUAAUUGUGUCGGAUAUUUUACAAAAUACACACACACACACACACACACAUAUAAUAUAUAUAUAUAUAUAUAUAUAUAUAUAUAUAUAUAUAUAUAUAAAAUGUGCUUUAAGUAUUGCAAUGAAAUAAUAGUGCGUGAUGGUUAUGUAUAUUCCACAUAUUUUCAUACAUAAUUACAUUAAUUUAUGAAUUAAUUUGUAUUAUAUAUGAAUUAUUUGUAACAAAAACGAGCAAGAGACUAUUAAAUGUAAUAUCAAAAGUAUUUUAUAACCUAUCAUUUAUAAUUUUCUAAUUGAAAUUUUGACAAAAGAUACGUUAUUAAACUCUUAUUUAUCAUUUUGUACAAUAUAUGACAAUGUAAGCACUAAAGGGAUCGCCAAAAAAUAUAAUAAAGUUUUUGUAACAAGUACAACAUACUUUUAUGAAAACCUAAAGAAAUAAAUUAAUAAGUUUAUGUAAAUAGUAAAAUGAUUUUAUCAAUUCGCAUAUAAAUCGAUGGCAAUGUAUAAAUUAUUUUUUGCGUGCUUAAUUAAAAAAAAAAAGUUAUCACAUAAUUAUAAAUAUAUGUCUAAUAACUCCAUAUGUGAAUAUUGAAAUUCUUACGUUAAUGUAAACACCACAAUAGAUUGAGAACAGAUUAACUUAAUAAAAACUGUUACUAUUCAGAAAUUUGUAUCGAAGCGAAUUAUUUUCUUGUUACUGAAAUA
Molecule: messenger RNA, 2826 nt
Organism: Vespa velutina
Lineage: Eukaryota; Metazoa; Arthropoda; Insecta; Hymenoptera; Vespidae
Product: PPP2R1A-PPP2R2A-interacting phosphatase regulator 1
Exons: 6
Coding region: 569-1522 (317 amino acids)
Molecular function (GO): protein serine/threonine phosphatase inhibitor activity
Source: RefSeq, a predicted model, not a curated record